Molecule: messenger RNA, 2661 nt
Organism: Pochonia chlamydosporia 170
Lineage: Eukaryota; Fungi; Ascomycota; Sordariomycetes; Hypocreales; Clavicipitaceae
Product: tyrosine-protein phosphatase non-receptor type 6
Exons: 2
Coding region: 1-2661 (886 amino acids)
Biological process (GO): protein dephosphorylation
Molecular function (GO): protein tyrosine phosphatase activity
Source: RefSeq, a predicted model, not a curated record
AUGUUGUCCCCUACAAUCGCUGCGGAGGGUGGACGGGCACCAAGUCCCAACUACUUUGGACUCGUUAUCGAACCUGGCAACGAUCCAAGGGAAUCAUCAGGACUGGCGAGAGAGAACUGGAGCCCAAGCUCUUCAGUAAAGUCCUUUGCGGCCGCCUUACCGAAGCAGAUUACUUUGGAUCCGAAUCCUGAAUUCGAAGCAUUCAAAAAGGCUGCAGAUCUCAACAGAGGCAAGUCAUUUUCACUUGCUACGUCCCAUGCUAUGCCACCAACAUCACACCCCACACCUAUUCGACCUCGGCCACCCAGAUGGCACACGUACACAAGCGACACGGGCUCCGAUGCCUCCUUUCCCAAGUCUGUCAGUUCCGUCAAGCCAAAGUUGAUGAAUAAGAGCGACGCCGACCAGAAUAGUCUGCACGACUCAGCAUACGUCUCCUCAGAUUCGAAACGCAACUCGGAAUCUUCUUUCAUGCCAACCCAGAUCACUGGCAUGACGCCAUUUGAAUCACCGGGACAGCUUGAAACACCUCUCCAACGACCUUCUCUGCCCUCAGCAGAUCCCAACGAUUCUCGGCUGUCAUUGACCCUACCCCGUGCGGACCCUCCAUCACCGGAAUUGGCUGAUAUAACUCGUGCUACUACUCUGCCGCCAAAACUGGAUCCUGGAUCACCGUCUAUGAUAUCUGGUGACGAGCUCAAAAAUUUGAUACAAGGUAACGGAGAGUCCAAUAUGCUCCUGUUGGAUAUUCGCUCUUCUCAAAGUUUUGCCCAGUCUCGUAUUGAGGGGGCAUUGAAUCUCUGUAUACCAACCACUCUCCUCAAACGUGCCACUUUUAACCUCAAAAAGCUUCAGCAAACAUUUCAGGGCAAUCUAGAUUCCGAACAGUUCUCAAAAUGGCGUGAGAUGGAGUGGAUUAUUGUGUAUGAUGCUCAUGCAUCCGACAAGCGUGAUGCGGUCACGGCACAAAACAUGAUCAAGAAGUUUACCAACGAGGGUUACGCAGGGAAUACCGCAAUACUUCGUGGAGGAUUUACAAUAUUCAGCACAUCAUUUCCCGAGCUUAUUGACAGAUCGUCAAAUUCACAAUCGCCGACAGGAGAGAACUGCAGCAAUUUGAACAAGAGUGCACUUGCGCCGGUAAUUGGUGGUGUCAACCUGCCAACGAUGAAUAACGACCACAAUCCUUUCUUUUCUAAUAUCAGACAGAAUAUGGAUCUUGCAGAUGGCGUGGGUCAGUUCGACAUUGGUCGUCCUCAAGACUUGGAAUCGCCAUUACUACCAAGCUGGCUCAGGGACGCAUCAUCCCAGAGUGACCAUGGCAAAAGGGUUUCCAACAAAUUUUUGAAUAUUGAGCUGGAUGAGCAGUCACGAAUGAGAACUGCAUAUGCUGCAUUUAAUCCCAAAGAAAAGCCCCAGGACUGCAAGUUCCAAUUGUCGGGUGUUGAAAAGGGCGCAAAGAAUCGCUACAAAGACAUUUUGCCAUUUGAGCAUGCCAGAGUCCGAUUGCAGGAGGCCCGUGACGGAUCGUGUGACUACGUCAACGCGAGCCACUUGUCCGCCUCAAGGAGCAACAAGCGAUAUAUUGCAACCCAAGGGCCACUGCCUGCGACAUACGAGGACUUUUGGUCUGUGAUUUGGGAGCAAGACAUCCGCGUCAUUGUCAUGUUGACUGCCGAGAGUGAAGGUGGCCAACUCAAGUGUCACCCAUACUGGAAGGGUCGAGAUUUUGGACCGAUUAGGCUGAAGGCGCUUUCCGAAAAGAAAGCUUCGUUGGACAUUGAUAAGCACCGGUCUGAAUCGAGCUCGACGCCUUCGUCCUUCCCGACACAAGAAUUUGGACGAAGACGCGCAAACACAACUACUACCUUUCAGUCACCGAGCCCAGCUCCUCAAGGCCCAGGACAUUCAGAUACACCAUAUGUCACGAUUAGAAAGUUUGCCUUGUCCCACGCUGCGCACCCCUUUGCGCCGAUGCGAGAGAUCACCCACCUGCACUUUGCAGCCUGGCCCGACUUUGGAACUCCGGCUCAACCGUCUCAUCUUCUUGCCCUUGUUGAACUUGCCAAUUUAAUGCAACGAGCCGCCAUGCCGGUGGAGACGACAUCCAUCGUCGGCUCCAAGAUUCCGACGAUUGACUCGAUCCCGGUCACUUGGUAUGAUGAACCGGAAUCAGAUGCCAACUCUCGGCCGAUGCUUGUGCAUUGCUCAGCGGGAUGUGGAAGAACCGGAGCAUUUUGCACGGUAGAUAGUGUGAUUGACAUGCUGAAGCGUCAGCGACAGGCCAAUUUGUCGGCAGGGCGUGCUCGGGACAGCGAGGGUGACGUCAAAAUGGACAUUUUGGACGAUUCGAUCUCCCCGAUGACUACCAAGGAACCAGCUUCGCAGGGGUUCUUUGACAGAGGCAACGGUAGCACUAAUUUCCAGGCAUGGGAAUCAUGUGGUAUCGACACUGCAUGGCUCCAAGACGAUGGAAUCGACUUGAUUCAGAAGACGGUGCAAGAUUUCAGAGAACAGCGACUUAGCAUGGUCCAGAGUCUGCGACAAUAUGUACUGUGCUACGAAACCAUCCUGGAAUGGCUCAGCAGGAUGCAGGAUAAGACUUCAAGUUCCAUCAGUGGCAGGGCGCGAAGUGGCAGUCUUCAGCAAGUUAGAAGUUGA